AUGCCGGACACACCUGAGCGCAAGACGGAACAGCGUGGACGCCUGGGAAGCUUCGAUACACAGAUGAGUGCUGGAGAGACAUAUGGAAAUAUACGUCGUUCCUUGAGGCCUCUGCCACAGGCUCCCAACGGUACUCCGCCAAAAUCGAGGCCUUCCACAUCUUCUUCCUGCCAUGGGAGAAGUCAGACAAUGGGUGGUCUCGUUCCGCAGCCCGAGUUUACAUCCCCUCACUCAAGAUCGGUGCGCAGCCAAACACCCGAAUUUACUUCACCUUUCUCGAAACAGCUAAAUAGCCCGUCUUAUGAUCAUAUGAGUCCGGUGAUUCAGGAAAAGGAUGAGCCUCUCGAGCCGCGGACUCAAAGCAUGCGCCGUUCUCACCAUACACGUACGCAGUCUACUCCUCAUGCAACGCCAUCUUUACAGACUUCUUUCACUGCACCGGAGCUUCAGACAUUCCAAAAAUCUAGAACAGGGCAUCUAAGGACGCUUUCCCAAAUAGCACAAAGUGAUAGUGAUGAGUUUGCCAUAGCUACAGCAUCACCCUCUGUUGUCGGCCUGCAGGGACGCCGCCGACUGAAACGAGCGGACUCAGUCCGUGGAGGGCCAAAAGCUGCUACCGCUUCGAAACCAGCCGGUGUCUCUGCCUGGACCGCGACGAACUGGAUGGAUAAACAACGUCGGUUUCUCCAGGCCUACGAGUAUCUAUGUCACAUUGGAGAGGCCAAAGAAUGGAUCGAGGACGUUAUACAGAAACCUAUUCCACCUAUUGUCCAGCUGGAAGAGGCACUACGUGAUGGUGUCACCUUGGCCGAGCUCGUUCAAGCAUUAUACCCACACCGCACCCUUAGAAUAUUUUAUAGCCCAAAACUCCAAUUCCGCCAUUCCGACAAUAUUGCGCUCUUUUUCCGCUUCUUGGACGAAAUCGAACUCCCAGAAGUUUUUAGAUUCGAACUGAUAGACCUUUAUGAACGGAAAAACAUUCCCAAGGUUAUCCACUGCAUCCACGCGCUGUCUUGGCUGUUGUAUAAGAACGGCGUUGUCGACUUUCGCAUUGGCAAUCUUGUUGGUCAACUAGAGUUCGAACACCAUGAAUUGGAACAAACGCAACGCGGCCUUGAUCAGGCAGGAGUGACUAUGCCUAGCUUCUCUGGCAUGGGAGCCAAGUUUGGAGCCGAGCCAGAGCCCGAACCAGAGCCUGAGCCCGAGCCUAUUGAAACAGAAGAGGAGAGGAUAGCUAGGGAGCUGAACGAAAACGAAGACUCCGUAGCUGAUCUGCAAUCACAAGCUCGAGGAGCACUCCUUAGGUUGCGACUGGGAGAUUUGAUGCAAGGACUAUGGGACCAGGAACACUUGUUAAUAGAUCUGCAGUCUAGAAUACGUGGUGACUGGGCCCGGCAGAUAGCCGAUUAUCGGUUGGGUAUGCAGAGAUUUGCUACAGACCUGCAGUCGGCCGCUCGAGGAUUUGUAGUUCGGAUGCGGCAGAAAAACGAUCAAUAUUGGUGUAAAGCCGCAGAAGAGCAUAUCCUACAAUUCCAAUCUUUGGUCCGAGCCAGAAAAGCAAAGGCUGAAGUGCAGCACAUACAUACCUUGGCACGAAGAGAAGAACAUGGUAUCAAAAGUUUCCAGGCAGCAAUCCGUGGUGCUCUUGCAAGGAAACUGGAGAACGAUCGAUACGAGGAGACCAAGGAUGCCGAGGGAGCAGUUCAUUUGCUCCAGUCUGCCAUCAGAGGAAUGCUCUUACGGCGCUCUGUUCAGAUAGACAGGGGAUAUCUGGAGCGAAAGGCAGCCGCUGUCACUAACAUACAAUCAAUUGCUCGUGCAAUUGCUACCCGGAGCAGGAUAGAGGAUCAAAAGGCUUCGCUGGCCAUGUUUAGCCAAAAUUGGUUAAAUAUCCAGUCUGCAGUUAGAGCGAAUGCCUCCCGUUGCAAGAUCAAAAGGGAUAAAGCCAUGUUAGCCAAAACUAUCCCUAGUUGGUUAAACCUCCAAUCAAUGGCUCGGGCAAUCGCUGUUCGUCAUAGAGUAGAAGAUGAGAAGGCCACCUUGGCCCAGUUUACUCCAAAAUGGCUGAACAUCCAGUCCAUCGCUCGUGCAAAUGCGUCGCGCAACAGGAUAAAUGGGGAGAAGGCUCAGUUAGCCAAAUAUAGUCCCAACUGGGUGGACCUUCAGUCAAUUUCACGGGCCAUAGCCGUUAGGAGGAAAAUUGAACAGACGAAUAAAGAAUUCAGCACCCAUGAGGAAUCAGUUAUCAGCCUUCAAGGUUUCAUCCGCGGGCAACUACUUCGUGCUGAUGUCGAAUCCUGCAAGUCUGCCCUUCUCGCCAGUGUUGAUAGCAUUACUUCACUCCAAAGCAGCAUCCGAGGGUUUCUACUACGACGAGCUCAAAACAAAGAUAUGGAAACUUUACUCGAUGAGAACCAUACAAUAAGUCGAUUACAGGGGCUUGCGCGGGCAGCCUUGUUACGAAUAGACGUUGGUGGGCUAUUAGCCGAACUCGAUACCUUCACGGAUGAAAUCACCCAUCUCCAAGCUGUAUCACGGGCUAUGCUAGUCAGGGCGGAUGUGGACUGUCUUUUAGGCGAACUUGAAGCCGAGGAAGAUUUAGUUCUUGAACUCCAAUCCCUUGCCAGGGGAAGUAUGGUUCGUGAGCGCUUUGCGGAAAAGCAACGGUUCUAUCGCGAAAACAUGGAGAAGGUUGUCAAAGUCCAAAGCUUUGUGAGAGGCAAGAUACAAGGACAAGCAUACAAAAGCCUCACAAGCGGCAAGAACCCACCCGUCGGCACGAUAAAGGGUUUUGUGCACUUGUUGAAUGAUAGUGACUUUGACUUUGAUGAAGAGCUGGAAUUCGAGAGACUGAGAAAAACAGUCGUUCAACAAGUACGACAAAAUGAGAUGGCAGAUCAGUAUAUAACCCAAUUAGACAUCAAAAUUGCUCUGCUCGUGAAGAACAAAAUCACCCUGGACGAGGUGAUUAAACAUCAGAAACAUUUCGGUGGACAUGUCGGCGCUGUCUUGUCGAACUCCGAUAUUGCCUCCAAGGAUCCGUUUGAUCUUAAAGCACUCAACAAGACAUCCAGAAGGAAGCUAGAGCAUUAUCAAGAGCUCUUUUUCCUUCUCCAGACUCAACCACAAUAUCUUGCUAGAGUAUUUCGACGACUGCGAGAGCAGGCAGUUUCCGAGCGCGACUGUGAUAGGAUAAAACAUCUUGUCAUGGGCCUGUUUGGCUACUCUCAAAAGAGACGUGAGGAAUACUACUUGAUCAAGCUUAUUGUACGCUCAGUGAAGGAGGAAAUAGACCACUCGGCUUCACUUCAGGACUACAUUCGAUGCAACGCGUUCUGGACAAAGUUGUUGGCUGCGUACAUCAAGACGCCUCGAGAUAGGAAAUUUACAAAGGAUCUGUUCGGCCCUCUAGUCAAGGAGGCUAUAAUUGAUAAUGCUGAUCUCGAUUUGGAAAGUGAUCCUAUGCAAAUUUACCGUUCUGCUAUCAAUAACGAGGAAUUGAGAACAGGAAAACGAAGUCGGCGCAGACCAGACGUCCCCAGAGAAGAGGCAAUCAGAGACCCAGAGACACGAGAAACCUUCAUCCGCCAUCUCCAAGAUCUUCGUGAUAUUGUCGACCAAAUUUUAGCUCUCUUGGAAGAUUCGUUACAUCGUUUGCCAUUUGGAAUACGAUUCAUUGCCCAGCAGAUGUACGAACAGUUGCUAGAUAAGUACGAGGAGGAAGAUAGAGGAUAUAUCUUGCAACUAGUAGGACAAUGGGUAUGGAAAAGUUACCUUCAACCUGCCCUUUUGGACCCGGAAAGGUCAGGUGUUGUUGAACGUGCUUUGACGCAAGAGCAAAAGAAAAAUCUGGGGGAGAUUGGCAAAGUGAUGGGUCAGGCAGCGUCCGGAAGGCUGUUCGGUGCCGAAAACGUCUAUCUGCAACCCCUGAACACUUAUAUUAGUGAAUCAAUACAGAGACUGGGAGGAAUAUGGGGAAACAUUAUCACUGUCCAAGACGCGGAGACUUUCUUUGAUAUUAACGAGUACAACGACUUGUAUGCCAAAACGAAGCCAACCUUAUAUAUCAAAAUGUCCGACAUUUUCUCGAUCCACCAACUUAUUGCAGCCGAGGCUCCGUAUAUAUGUACGAGUCCUGAAGAUAUCCUUCGAGAAGUUAUACGCGAUCUUGGAAGCGUGAAAAGCAACGAGAAUGAACUUAUGAGCGUUAGCUCCUCUGAAAUAAGCCUUACAUUGACUCCCAAGCUGCAUAAUAUGGAGGACCCAGAUGCGGAAAUCAAAGCGCUCCUUGUUGAAACCAAACGGUGUAUCCUAUACAUUAUUCGUGUUCAAUCAGGGGCCAAUCUGCUCGAAAUCCUGGUCACACCACCAAGCAUCGAGGAUGAAGAACGAUGGGCAGAUCUCGUCCGCGACGAGUUGUCGGCUGGUGACCGAAAACGCGGUGCCUACUCUGACACAAACACGUUGAUUGAUAUUGGUGCUAUGUCCUAUACCGAGCUGAAACGGACCGCUCUCCAGCAUAUUGUUGAGCUUGAGAGGGCUGGAAGGAUAAGUCGACAUAACCAGUACCAGGAUCUACUGAACGAAAUCGCUGUCGAUAUUAGAACAAAACAUCGACGAAGAAUCCAGCGACAACGAGAACUUGAGAAUGUCCGCUUAACGCUGGACCGACUGAACGACCAAUCCAGCUACCUUGAGGGGCAAUUAAAGACAUACAACGAUUACAUUGAACAAGCCAUGAUCACUCUGCAAAACAAGAAAGGAAAGAAGCGAUUCUUAAUGCCUUUUACAAAACAAUGGGAUCAUGAGCGAGAGCUUCAACGUUCAGGUCGUGUAUUCAAGUUUGGCUCUUACAAAUACUCUGCCCGAAACCUUGCAGACAAGGGAGUUCUCGUCCACUGGAAAGGCUACACGGAACGUCAAUGGGACCGUGUCGAUCUCACGAUUUCAAGCAACGCAGUGGGUAUCUUCACGAUUGACGGCAGCAGCGGCAACAUGAUGGUCCCCGGAGCAAAUGCACAGAUUCCCCUGGACGAUCUGCUGCAGGCCCAGUUCAACAACACACAGUUCAUGGACCUGUUUGAGGAUCAGCUGCGUGUUAACGUCAAUUUGUUCCUGCAUUUAAUUAUGAGGAAAUUUUAUAACGAAUAA
Molecule: messenger RNA, 5151 nt
Organism: Trichophyton verrucosum HKI 0517
Lineage: Eukaryota; Fungi; Ascomycota; Eurotiomycetes; Onygenales; Arthrodermataceae
Exons: 3
Coding region: 1-5151 (1716 amino acids)
Biological process (GO): regulation of GTPase activity; mitotic actomyosin contractile ring assembly actin filament organization; regulation of actin cytoskeleton organization
Cellular component (GO): mitotic actomyosin contractile ring; cytoplasm
Molecular function (GO): calmodulin binding; actin filament binding; GTPase activator activity
Source: RefSeq, a predicted model, not a curated record